ACCAUCUGCAACCAGAUCGAUCCAUAUCCAGUGUAUAUCCCUCCGAGAGCUGUUAGAGCGAGCUGAGGUAGGUUGGCCUGUGUGCUGGUCACGCGCGCCUAGCGUCUUCCGUACCUGUUCAUCGCGUUCGAUCGCCGGCCGGCCAAGGGAUGGAUCGCUUUACCGAGACGGAGGGAAAGAUGGCACACGACCCGCUGUCCUACGCCCCAAGCUUCGCCGAAGAGACCGAGGGCAAGAUGGAGCAGGACCCGUUGAUGUACAGCCCGCGCAGCGCCGCGAGGGCCACAGCAACCGGCAUCCCCGUCGUCGGCGACGAAGGCGUGGCCGUGCUACCAGGGCCGCUGAUCGUGGGCGCGGGGCCUGCGGGACUGGCGUGCGCAGCUAGGCUCACCAUGGGAUCCGUGCCCUACGCGCUCCUGGAGCGCGACGUGUGCGUCGCUUCCAUGUGGCACCGCCGCACGUACCGCAGGCUGUGCCUGCACCUGCCCAAGCGCUACUGCGAGCUGCCACUCAUGCCCUUCCCGCGCAGCUACCCCACAUACCCGACCCGGAAGCAGUUCCUCGCCUAUAUCGACGAGUACAUGCGCAACUUCGGCAUCCGCCCCUUCUUCCGCCAGGAAGUCAUCGCCGCCGAGCACGACGGCGAGUACUGGUGCGUGCGCACAAAGGAUUCCAUCACCGGCCCCAUCAAUGGUGGUGGCGAAGAAUCCAUCGUCUCCUCCACAAGGGAGUACCGCUCCAAAUGGCUCAUAGUGGCCACCGGGGAGAACGCCGAGCCUGUUGUACCUGAGAUUGAGGGAAUGCAUAGCUUCAAGGGCCAGCUCAUGCACUCCAGCCACUACCGCAGCGGCGAGGCCUUCCAAGGCAAGAAGGUGCUUGUGGUCGGCUGUGGCAACUCAGGCAUGGAGGUGUCUCUCGACCUCGCCAACCAUAAUGUGCACACCUCCAUGGUUGUGCGUGAUUCGGGGCACGUCCUUCCAAGAGAGAUUAUGGGACUCUCAACUUUUACUUUGUCCGUGUGGCUUCUUAUGUUUCUACAUGUCCAGAUAGUAGAUCGAAUCCUUCUACUGCUUGCUUGGUUUGUUUUAGGCAACACUGCGCGCCUUGGUAUUCCUCGGCCUAGUCGGGGCCCAAUGGAGCUAAAACAAGUGUGUGGGAAGACGCCGGUGCUUGACGUUGGUACAAUAGCAAAGAUUAAGUCUGGAGACAUCAAAGUAUUUCCGGCAAUUCAAAGUUUCCAAGAGCAUGGUGUAGAGUUUAUUGAUGGUAGGAUCGAAUCAUUUGAUGUUGUGAUUCUUGCCACAGGUUACAAAAGCAAUGUUCCUUUUUGGUUAAAGGAAAACGAGUUUUUUUCACAGAAAGAUGGAUUUCCACGCAGGCGAAAUGAAUGGAAAGGAAAGAAUGGCCUUUAUGCUGUUGGGUUCUCAAGACGUGGUCUACUUGGUGUAUCAAUGGAUGCCACCAAAAUUGCAGACGAUAUUGUGCAGUCUUACAAUAACAUAUGAUAUCUGAUUAUUUUAUUGAUAAAUUUAGUCAUCAUCAUUUGAGACUUUUGUAAAUAUAUGUACUGGUCUAUGUACAUAAAUUACAACAGGUGGAUAUGCUAGAGAACAAAUAUUAGACUAGCUUAUCUAUCAAUGCACUCAUCAUAUAGUUCACAUAGGCUAGUACAUGUUGCAUUUUUGAGGCUCAAUAAAAAUAGUCGAUAGAAUUAAUUUUUUCUUUCUAUUUUUUGGCAAACAUUGUAAGUUGUUUUUGUUACUAUUAAUCAAUUAUAAUGGUAAUAUUUAUCAUUAUAUUUA
Molecule: messenger RNA, 1802 nt
Organism: Sorghum bicolor (sorghum)
Lineage: Eukaryota; Viridiplantae; Streptophyta; Magnoliopsida; Poales; Poaceae
Product: indole-3-pyruvate monooxygenase YUCCA2
Exons: 4
Coding region: 150-1505 (451 amino acids)
Biological process (GO): auxin biosynthetic process
Molecular function (GO): flavin adenine dinucleotide binding; N,N-dimethylaniline monooxygenase activity; NADP binding
Source: RefSeq, a predicted model, not a curated record